AUGUGUACAUUACAGCUAUGUAGUUAGCUUAGCUAGUUAGCUAACUAGCAGCAGCCAAGUUAACUGAAGUGUGUAGCUGAUUUAUUCCCUCUAAAAGCUGAAUAAUUCAUAAUGGCUGACUACUGGAAAUCCCAACCCAGAAAAUUCUGUCAGUACUGCAAGUGCUGGAUUGCAGAUAACAAGCCUAGUAUUGAAUUUCACGAGAGGGGGAAGAAUCACAAGCAAAAUGUUACAGCUAAAAUUGAUGAGAUUAAAAAGAAAAGCAUUGACAAAGCCAAGAAAGAAGAGAAAAUGUCGAAAGAGUUUGCAGCAAUGGAGGAGGCUGCACUGAAAGCGUAUGAAGAAGACAUGAAAAGACUACAAGGAGAAUCAGGUCCCUCGGAAGCUCCUGUUCAGACUCAAAGAAAACCUCAAAAGCGAAAGAUUUUUGAGGCUAAGAAAGAGGUUGAGGUCACUACAGAAACCAGCAGCAGCAGUGAAUCAGACGCCUGGCUCCAGGGGACGACUGAUGAUGGACUGGAAUACUUUUACAAUACACAGACUGGAGAGUCUCAGUGGGAGAAACCAGAAGGAUUUCAAGGCGAAAGUGUGUCAUCAGACCCAAUCUUGACCAUCUCCAGCAGUGCGUGGAUGGAAGCUGUGAGCCCAGAUGGAUAUACUUACUAUUACAACACAGAGACAGGAGAAUCUAGCUGGGAAAAGCCAGCGGACUACUCUCCACCUCAGGAGGAAAGUCCUGCUGAAGAAAAGGACACACCGACCACACCUCAACCAGAACCGCUCACCACCUCAGAGGACAGUUCUGAGACUCCUAAAGAAGAGGCUUCAGAGCCGGUGGAGGGAAAACAGUCCCAAGCUCCCAAAAUCAGCUUCAGAAAAAGAAAAGAAGAGGCCACACCAGCAGCAGAAGAGACGACAGAGGAAAAGACAGAACCGGAUGAAGCCGCUGAGACAGAGGAAAAGAAAGACGAUGAAGGAGUUUUAGAACCAGCUGUACCUGCAGAAGAAACAGUAACACCUGCGAAGAAACCCAGGAAAGCAAACCCUUACGGAGCCUGGGAACAAAUUCAGGAGGAGGAGGACCCCUAUGAGAAUGUGGAUUUGCAGCUGCCACAGAUAGAAAGUGAGGAGGCUGCGCCCAUCCCUGCAGAUCUGCCCACAGAACCCAAGACCAAGUUCAAGGAACGAACCAUCACAUCUCUGGGGGACGAGAGCAGUGCAGGAACCACUUUCAAGAAGAGGAAGACGGAGAACGGGAAGUCGAGAAGUCUUCGGCAGAGAGGCAAAGACGACUGAAGAACUGAGGACGCAGAUAAACUUUAUAGGACAGACAGAGGAUCAGGCAGAAUGUAGAUUCUUCAAAGUUUUUAUCAAAACAGAUGACAUCAAGGUAACAUCAAGGAAAUUUCAGGUCAAAUAUCUGAACAUUGCAGACUUUUGUGACUACUUUUUCUUGCAAUGUUUGUCUGAUAAAACUGAGCCCUUUGUUUUUAUUCCUUCAUGGAUUCGUCUACUUUUAAAAGUGUGUAAUUUUUGCCAGUUGUUGAUGUGGAUGAGAAUAUUUUUCUAAAAACUGAAAGGGGAAUUAAAAUAUUGAUGCUUUCUCUGGUAUUAAACAUUCCUCCAUGACUUUA
Molecule: messenger RNA, 1634 nt
Organism: Astyanax mexicanus (Mexican tetra)
Lineage: Eukaryota; Metazoa; Chordata; Actinopteri; Characiformes; Acestrorhamphidae
Gene: wbp4
Product: WW domain binding protein 4
Exons: 10
Coding region: 112-1296 (394 amino acids)
Biological process (GO): mRNA splicing, via spliceosome
Cellular component (GO): nucleus; precatalytic spliceosome
Molecular function (GO): RNA binding; zinc ion binding; protein binding
Source: RefSeq, a predicted model, not a curated record